Molecule: messenger RNA, 2526 nt
Organism: Lytechinus variegatus (green sea urchin)
Lineage: Eukaryota; Metazoa; Echinodermata; Echinoidea; Temnopleuroida; Toxopneustidae
Gene: tekt1
Product: tektin-1-like
Exons: 6
Coding region: 239-1447 (402 amino acids)
Biological process (GO): cilium movement involved in cell motility; cilium assembly
Cellular component (GO): nucleus; microtubule cytoskeleton
Source: RefSeq, a predicted model, not a curated record
UGUGUACUAUCUCUAUUUACACGCUUUAUUUUCCGUGUGCAUAUUAACCGCGCCAUUCAUUCUCUACAUGCACCAGCACUGACCAGGCUAGGCCACGAAAUAUUUCGUCAGAUUUCCAUAUUAUUGGAUUGACCACUUGAAUAAUUAGGAAUCCAAAGCAGGGUUGAAAGAAGGACGACUAGAUCUAAUUAUACCAAGUUCAUCGGCUAAACUACCAAGAGAAAUUCAAAGAAUCAAGAUGUCAAAACUUAUUCAAGCACCCCAGCGUUUCACUCAUGGAGAAUGGAACUAUUCUAACCAUGCAAACUACAACAGUGCUGAGAAGCAGCGAGCCAGUGCAGAACGUUUGAUAGAUGAGAGCAACCGACUACUUGAUGAAACAGAGGAAGCUACAAAGAAAACUCAGAGGGAUGUCAACAAGAAAUUCGAGCAAAGAUUGGAUGAUGUUACAUACUGGAAGGAUGAGCUUGAAAGAAAACUCAAGGACAGUAAAGAUGAGAUUGAAAUGCUGCUGGCUUACAAAACAAGAUUACAAAAUGCCCUCGAAGCCUGCAAGGAGCCAUUAGACAUUGUCAACAAAUGUCUAAAUUACAGAGAGGGUCGUGUUGCCAUUGACCUUGUCCAUGACGAUGUCGAAAAGAAUCUCCUCAAGGAGCGUGAGGUCAUACGGGGUGUGAUGGCGCUCUUACAGAAGACCCUUGAUGAGAUCACAGAACAAAUCCGCAUCAUGAGGUCACGUCGUUACUACCUGGAGAAGGAUCUCACUGAUAAGUUUGGUGCCCUCAACAUUGAUGAGAAUUGUCGUGAACUCCGUGAUGACAACUCCAAGAUCCAGUUCAAAGAUGGAGUUGCUAAGAUUGAAACAAAUUCUGUCACACCAGAAGAUUGGCAGUCUUUCUCCAAUGAAAACAUCCUGAAGGCUGAACGUGAUCGUAAGAAUAGUGCUGAUCUACGGGCUGUUGUUGAUAGUCUCCUGAACACAACAGCUAAUGAUAUGCAACAACAGGUUGACGAUACUAAUCUAGCUUUCAGUAAAAGGAUCAGGGAGACAGAUGUGACCAAGGGAAAGCUUGAGACUCAUUUAGCCAAGGUUGAAGGUCAGAUCAGAGAGAUGGAAGAAAACAUACAGAAACUUCAGAAGGGCGUUGAUGACAAGAUGGGACCUAAGAAGCUUUCAGAGACCCGUCUUGAUGCUCGCACCACCCGUCCCAAUGUGGAGCUGUGUCGGGAUCCUGUGCAAUACCGCCUCAUUGGCGAAGUCACCGAGAUCAACACCAACAUUGAGCGUCUCCAGGCAACUCUCGCACAGGCAGAAUCAGAGCUAAAAGGUCUUAUUAGGAACCAGCUUAACCUCCAAGAGGACAUCGACAUCAAGUCACGAUCUCUGAACAUUGACGACACGCAGUGUAUGACCCUCAGGCGAAGCAUCAACGUCAAGAGAUAUUAAUGAGGCCCGAAAUGUGUGUAGAAAAUAAAGUAGUCAAUUUACAUGGAAGUGGAGAGUAGCCUGCAGUGUUUGACUUUCUGGUGAAGCAAAAAAGGUCACAGAGACAUUAUUAAUAGCAGAUACUAUGUACAUGCUUUGCCAAAAGUAUACUGUUCAGGGUGAAACUAAUAGUGAUGACUGAACAGGAAACAAAGGUGUAACAAUGAAAUAUCUGAACUCUCAUUGCAGUCUUCUCAUUAUGUGGAUCUAGAUUCUUAUUGAAACAUUGAAUUGUAAGAAAGGUUACAUGUAUCUCUGUAUAGUGUGAUAAAGUUACAAUUAUGAUAUCAAAUUCAAUUCACUCAAAUUGAAGGAAUUACUUUUUUUCUUAUGUAAACAUUUUGCAAACUUAACUCAGCAAACAGAUACAGAUAUACCCUUUUCAUCUCUAUCUUUGCUGUAAGGAGGAAUGGUUACAUAAACAUGUUUUCUCAUAUUGACAACAGCUGACAUCUAUAUUGCUUACAUGUACAUGCAUUUUGAUAUGUAGAUGAUUCUAUGUACAUGUAGUUGAUAAAUUAUAAUAAAAACUCUUUGAAAAUAAAAAUCAUAUCUAUUAUUAUUCUAUUUGCUGCAAGAGCGACAAUAUCUAUUAUCUUUAAAAUAAGUUAAAUGUUUAAGACAAUGAAAAAAAUUUUUUUUUUUUAAAUAACAAUGAAAAAUAACAACACUUUCCUUGAAAUUAGAGCUGCAUAUUGUGUUGUUACUCCAGCAAGGAUUUAGUCUUGUUAAAAACAUUUUUCCAUCCAUAUAUGAAUUGAGUGGGGUUAUUAUCACUGUUAAAUUUGAAAGGAAAUGUAUAUAUUCAUCCUUUUUUUAAGAAAAAUCAUGGAAAUGGAUUAAGUUUUUGUAUAUUCUAUUUCUCUCUUCCUCAUUUUAUUCAUGAAAUAUUAAAGAGAAUAUGAAGAUCACAAGAAAAUGAAAUUAUUCAAAAAUCCUUUGUUAUAUAACCUCUCAUUUCUGUGAUUAAAUGUAUGUGUAUCUUUGUGAAUUAAACUUGUACAUAAAUGUGAUAUAAAAUAAACCUAUUGGAAAUUUAA